AUGAGCUAACUAAAUAGUCCUCUUCCUUCUUCACCAAAAAGCAAUCGAGAUAGUUAAUCUCAAAAGUUUUAAAAACUAUUAUCUAAUAAACUGCAAGCAAAGUCCUUUUGUAAAGCAGACAUGUAUAAUAAUUUUAAAUUACCUAGUAGAAAUAGCGUCUUAGAAUAAAAUUAGAUUUAUUCUAAAUCUAAUCAAAAUACAUCAAUUAAUGAGGAAAUACAAAGUUCUCACUUAAUUAACACUUAUCAUACUUUGACUCCUUUAAAUGGUACACAAACUGCUCUUACCUCUUCAAAUUGGUUUGAUUCCAAAUUUUUUUACACUGAGCAUAGCCAAAAGAGUCUCUCUCAGCCUCAUAUAUAUCAUACAACAAAUAAGAGUUAAGAUAGAUUUAAACAAUAUGAUGUACCUUCAACACCAUAGAAUAAAAAUAAUAAUAAUUAAGAUGUUGUUUAGCAAUUAAAUCAAACUCCAAUUUAUAAGAGAAUGAGGUAGAUUCAAUAUACGGGGACAAAAACUUCUACAGCCUUUUAAACACCAAACCUUUCUCCUAAAAAGAGUAUCGAAUAUAAUAUUUAAUCAGCUAAAAUAAGCUCUAAGGUUAAUAACCAAGAUAUAUAAAAUUAAUAUCAAAAGCCUCCUUCCUCAAUUUAUCAUAAACAUUAAAACUCUUAUUUUUAAGCUUAGUAUCUUUCAAGAACAAAAGAUUAAAAGUUGUUGGAAUUAAUGGAGAAAUCUAAACUAAGUUAAAAUGAUCAGAUAAAAUAAAUGGAUAUCCCAUCUUAUUCUGAAUAUAUGUAAUUCAUGUCAAGACAGAAGGCUCUAAAUUCUUUAUUGUAGGAUUUAAUAAUACCUAAUACUCAAAAAUAAUAGAAUUUUUAAUAAUAAGCAAAAACCAAUUAGAGUCUUCAAAAUAUUUGCUAUCCUAAAAGUGUUAACUAAGUGAAGAAAAUUAAGCAAACUGAGUAAUCAUCAGAUUAUCAAAACUAAAAUGGCUUAAAACCAUAGUUUAAAACCAUGGAAAAAUUUAUUCCUUGCGAUUAAGUUAAUCAAGGUAUGUUUAAUUCUUAUCUAAAAAAUUUAUAGAAUAACUACAGUCUUAGUAUGUGUAAUAAUGCUGUCAAUAACAAUAAUAGCAACUUUAAUCAGUAAAACAAAAAUAUUUUUAUUAAAACUAAAUAAAACAAUAACUCUUUAUCUUCUUUGCCUAAUUAACUAUUAAAUCAAGACUAAACAAUCUAAAUCACAUAAACAAAGGAAGAUGCUAUCACAAAUAUAAAGUCUGAGAAGAUAAAUCAAUUUAAGCAUAAAAAUUAAAUGAUUAAGACCUAGAUAUUCUUUAAUCCAAAGAUUUUAUCUUAAGGUAACUAGUCUUCAAAAGUAUAGAGAAAAUCAAUAAAUAUUUAGAAAAAUGGAUUCAAAAAUAAUUAAAAUACUGCUUAAAAUGGAGGUAAAUAAGUAGCUUUUUAACUAAUUUUUAUUUUAUAAUAUUUUAAUAUUAAUUUAGAGUAGCAAUUAGACUCCUACAACUCAACUGGUUUUAUUUUAGACAGCUUUUAAAGUGAAGAAAAAUAAAAGGAGUUAAUAGAAAGAUAGCAAUAAAAAAUUAAAUGUAGUACUUUUAGUGCAAUAAACAGUCCUAAAGGAUCUCUAAACAACGAAGAAAAUAAAAUAUUUAUGCCCUAGAGCCCAAAAAAUCAAUAAAAUAUACAAGAAAUGAAACAAAAUAGCGAAUAAUAAAUAUCUGAAAUAAUAGUUGUUGACGAGUUGAACUUUACUUCUAAAUCAGUUUUACCAAAAGAUAACUAAAAUUAAAUUUAAUCCAAAUAAAGUGUAGAAAUAAGAAAUAAAAUUGAUGAGAUAGAUGUUUCAAUUACCAAAAUAAUUGAUUAUAUAAAAGAACUGAAAGCUCUCUAUAACUCUAACAUUUAAUUCAGUAAUAUAAUUCAGAAAAUUCCUGGAUACAAUGACCUUUUGCGCUCAUUUAUUCAAAAAGAUAACAAUAAUUCAUCUAUUUAAGUUUAAACUUCUCUUUCACUAACAAACUCUAAAGCAGCAAUCUUAAACUAUUUGAUUGAUUAAUAAAUUUUAAAGGACAAUCCAAAAAUACCAGAAAUUAACAACAUUCCUGAAAGCUAAAAACUCAGUAACCAAGCUGUUGCAGCUAUAGAUCAGUAUUUCAUUCAAAUCCCUCUUGAAAUUUUAGAUGAAAUUUAAAAGUAGAUUCUUUACUUUAGCAGGAACAUAUUUUCUCAUGUCUAACUGAAAAGGGAAGAACAUCAAAAAAAAUAAGUUGAUGAUAUUAAAAUAUAAAUAAUGUAAAUUUCUUAAAAGACUUAAUAAUAGUUUAGUACAUUGACAACUUAAGUACCAACUAAAUAUCAGAACAUUGCAAAUCUCUAAAACAUGCAGGAUAAUAUCUAGCACAUUAUCGAUAGAAAAAAGUACAUCAAACAAUAACCAUUUAUAGAAAAAUUUGAAAAUAAAGAAGAGUAAUUAGGAUAAUUCAAAAAAGUUAGUGAAGUUAGCAGAAAUAAAUCUAAGCACUUAAAUGAGCUCAAUGAUAUUUUAAGAAACUUCCAUAAGUUUACUUGA
Messenger RNA from Tetrahymena thermophila SB210, 2595 nucleotides. RefSeq lists its product as hypothetical. The transcript is spliced from 3 exons. Lineage: Eukaryota; Ciliophora; Oligohymenophorea; Hymenostomatida; Tetrahymenidae. The record is from RefSeq and is a predicted model, not a curated record.